Molecule: messenger RNA, 1914 nt
Organism: Aspergillus affinis
Lineage: Eukaryota; Fungi; Ascomycota; Eurotiomycetes; Eurotiales; Aspergillaceae
Product: putative C6 transcription factor
Exons: 5
Coding region: 1-1914 (637 amino acids)
Biological process (GO): regulation of DNA-templated transcription
Molecular function (GO): zinc ion binding; DNA-binding transcription factor activity, RNA polymerase II-specific
Source: RefSeq, a predicted model, not a curated record
AUGACCUUGCUGGGCACGUCUAGCGAUCCCUCCGGUGGAGAGAUCAUCCGGGACAGACAACCGCCCCUCCCCUUGUCGCUGUCUUCUGCGUCGGGCCUGAAAAAGCGAGCCAUCCCUCGCAGGCGGCGCACGCUUCGGGCCUGUGUACCGUGUCGGGACCGAAAGAGCAGAUGCGACGGGGCCACGCCGAGAUGCAAGCCGUGCACCCAAACCAACACCGCCUGUUCCUACGUUCGGUCCAAACGCGAGAAUCAGCAGUGGCAGCUGCAGUCGAUGCGCCAGAGGAUCCACACCUACGAGGACCUACUCCGGGAGAUCCUCACUGACAGCAACGGCCAAGAUCGCCGCUCUAUUGAAGAUAUCGUUGAGAAACGGUUUCCAGAGGCCCUGGAUGCCUUCGCCUCGCUGCUCACGACGGGCUCCCUUCCCGACCAGCAUGUCUCCCUGCCCUACCCCGGACUCUCGCUGCGUCGGAUGCAAAUGGCAUUGGCGUCCCAGCGAGACCCCACGAAGGUCCAGCUGCUUCGCAAAGACCCCACGGUGCGCGUUAGUCAAGUGCAUGCGUGGACCUCGCUGGUCGACAACGAAGUAGCGAGCCACCUCUUGUCCCUCUAUUUCACCUGGGAGAAUCCGACCUGGCACCUGAUCGAUCAGGACAUCUUUUCUUACAAUCUGACUCGCAUUACGGAUCGCCGCGACGAGAAAGGCCUAGGAGAAAAGCUGUAUGCGGAGAUUCAGCGUCUCUGGCUGCUGGAGCGCGAGACCAUCGCCCUCCCGACCGCUCAGUCGGGCAUCAUGAUCGGCCUUCUCUGCUGCACCUUUGGUAUCGAUCGGUUGGGCACGAGAUACAUCAUGCACGGAGCCAGGCUCUCGCGCCAGCUCGGCCUUCACCAGGAGUCCUCGACGUAUUUUCAAACCCGACCGGGCGAUCCGUCCCUCUCGAUGAUGAAGGCCCAUAAGAUGCUUGCCUGGGCCAUCUUUGACGUUCAGGCGUUGGCCUCCCAGGUCUAUCGAAAGACGCCCGCUUGGCCCCAACCGCCGUUGGUGAGGUUGUCGGAAGAGGAGGCCACGAUACUCGACGAGGGCAGAGAGUGGAGCCCGUAUCCCUUCCACACUCCGGUCCAUCUCCCGUUCUUCUACACGGCCGCCAGGAUCCGCAACGAGCUCGUCGCUGUCGUAAACGAGAUCGCCUCGUUUGCCCUCACCUUUCCCGACGCGGCUCGACGUCACGACGUAUGGAAUUAUGGCUACGUUCUCUAUCAUAAACUCGUGAUCUGGAAGGGCAACUUGCCAUGGGCCGUCAUGCCCCGACACAACACGACCCCUCAUGCUCUGUGCCUUCACUUUUACUACCAAGCAACGCUUGUAUCGCUGUGCGGAAUCUAUCUGACCAAUUUCGAUUCCGUUCCCCCGGAUGCUCGGUGGGACCCCCUGGCCGUCAAGGACCAGGCUAUGAAUACCAUAGGGUCCCUAGUACUUCUAUACCGUCACAACCACGGAUGGAAAUCGGUCCCGAUCGUGAUGCUGCAUUAUUUCUGUCUCGCCGGAGUCGACUCAAUCUCCAAGUUACAUCCCCAGGAACCCAAAUGGGGGCUUGUCCUGGAAAGUUGCGUCGUCGGCCUCUGGCACAUGAGUUUGGGUUGGGGUCGACUCUGCACGGCAUUCCUUCGCACGAUCGAGCUUGUAUUGAAAGCAACUCGCCCCGAGCCCUCUCUCGUUCCGCCCAAAGUGCAUGCCAUCUUCCAGCAGUUGAACAGCAGUCGAUGGACUACCAAGGAUGUUUCUUCGCUGGCCGCGGACUACAUAGUGCACCACGUUCCUAAUGCUGCAGGAACGCCGAGCAAUACCAAUGCCGGUCCUCGCGCCCAAACUCUGGAAAGUCUCAUUCUAUCGCUAGAAGGCUUGUCUACGUAG